This is a messenger RNA of Lactuca virosa, 2672 nucleotides long. The record is from the annotation of a GenBank genome assembly. NCBI's taxonomy places the organism in Eukaryota, Viridiplantae, Streptophyta, Magnoliopsida, Asterales, Asteraceae.
UGCCGUUCAAAUCGAUUUCCGUCUCCUCCCCGUCCACCGGAUCUUUUCCCCAGGAAUCACAAUAUCCAGAUCGGUCCGAUCGCUAUUUUCUAGAGCGAGAAAGGGGAAGUUAGGAGAGAGAAUGUUCAAAUUCUUGAAAGAUGUCGUCGCCGGAUCUGUUGCCGGCGUCAAAGAUCUUCCUUACAACAUCGGGGAACCUUAUUCUUCCGCUUGGGGAUCUUGGAUUCACUCUCGCGGCACCUCUAAGGUGGAUGGAUCCCCUGUAUCAAUAUUUUCACUUACAGGAAGUAAUUCUGGUGAUGGACGUUUAGCUGCUGGACGCAAUGGUGUCAAAAGGCUUCGAACAGUGAGGCAUCCAAACAUUUUAUCAUUUCUUCAUAGUACAGAGGAUGAAAUAAUUGAUGGAUCAUCAACAAAAGUCACAAUAUAUAUAGUCACAGAACCUGUUAUGCCACUAGCAGAAAAAAUGAAGGAAUUAGCAUUACAAGGUACACAAAGAGAUGAAUACUAUGCGUGGGGCCUACACCGGAUUGCAAAAGCUGUGAGCUUCCUGAAUAAUGAUUGUGGACUUGUCCAUGGUAAUGUUUGUUUGGAAAGUGUGGUUGUUACUCAAACUUUGGACUGGAAAUUACAUGCUUUUGAUGUUCUUUCUGAGCUUGAUGGGAACAAUGAAGCAGCUUCAGGACCAAUGCUGCAAUAUGAUUGGCUUGUUGGCACACAAUACAAACCAGUGGAGUUGGCAAAAUCAGACUGGACUUCUAUCAGAAAAUCUCCACCAUGGGCCAUUGAUUCUUGGGGUUUAGGGUGUCUGAUUUAUGAGAUAUUUUCGGGUUUAAAAAUAAGCAAAACUGAGGAGCUACGCAAUACAUCAUCAUUACCAAAGUCUCUUCUUCCAGAUUAUCAACGCCUCUUGAGUUCUACACCUUCCCGUAGAUUAAAUUCAUCAAAGCUUGUGGAGAAUUGUGAAUAUUUUCAAAACAAGUUGUUGGACACUAUCCAUUUUAUGGAAAUACUUAAUUUGAAAGACAGUGUUGAGAAGGAUACAUUCUUCCGGAAGCUUCCAACUCUAACAGAGCAGUUGCCUCGUGAAAUUGUCCUAAAAAAGAUACUUCCAUUACUUGGUUCUUCCUUAGAAUUUGGUUCAGCUGCUGCUCCUGCUUUGAUUCCAUUUUUGAAAAUUGGUUCUUGGCUUUCACCAGAAGAGUUCAACAUUAAGGUUCUACCAACGUUAGUGAAACUUUUUGCCUCCACUGAUCGAGCUAUUAGAGUUGGUCUCUUGCAACAUAUUGAUCAAUUUGGGGAGUCAUUUACUGCUCAAAUUGUUGAUGAGCAAGUUUACCCUCAUAUAGCCACUGGAUUUUCAGACACUUCUGCCUUUCUUCGUGAAUUGACUCUUAAGUCCAUGCUUGUUCUUGCUCCAAAGUUAUCUCAGCGCACUAUAUCAGGGUCACUUUUGAAAUAUCUUUCAAAGCUCCAGGUGGAUGAAGAACCAGCAAUCAGAACAAACACCACCAUACUACUUGGGAAUUUGGCUACUCACCUUAAUGAAGGGACACGAAAAAGAGUUUUGAUUAAUGCAUUCACUGUUCGUGCUUUGCGGGAUACAUUUCCUCCUGCUAGAGGAGCAGGUGUAAUGGCUUUAUCUGCUACUAGUUCUUAUUAUGAUGCCCAGGAGAUUGCUGUUCGUAUUUUGCCCAAUGUUGUUGUACUUACCAUAGAUCCUGACAGUGAUGUUCGAUCAAAGGCUUUCCAAGCAGUUGAACAGUUUUUGCAAAUAGUGAAGCAGUAUCAUGAAAAGGUAAGUAAUGGAGAUAACAGUGAGCUUACAGGCUCAGGAAUUUCAUCACUUCCAGGAAAUUCAAGUAUACUAGGAUGGGCUAUGAGCUCUUUAUCUAUGAAAGGAAAACCAUCUGAUUCUGAACAUACUCAUACUCCACAUCUGUCUGCAAGUUCCAGUGCUCCUAACAUUUCCAACAUGCCCAAUGCCACCUCAGUGGUAGCGGAUGUGCAAAGUGCAACAAUGGUGAGGGCAUGUUCGACUGCUGACAUAGUGGAUCAUCAUCAUCAUAAUCAUAAUCAUAAUCAUGAAGCUGCUGCACCUGUGUCAACUAUGUCCAUUAAUGAUGGAUGGGGUGAAAUUGAAAAUGAAAAUAAUGUUAUUGAAGAUGAAGAGAAAAACGGUUGGGAUGAUUUUUUACCACUUGAAGACAUAAAUCCUCCCCCUGCUCUUUCCUCCUCCAUCCAAGCUGCUCAAAAACGACCCCUUCAUACAAAACCACAAGUUCCAAAUAUGAGAGGGAAACAUGCCACGAGUGUGAGCAAAAAUGAAGAUGAAGAUUUAUGGGGCUCAGUUUCUGGGCAUCCGCCGAAAGCAGCUUCAGCUUCUACAAAGAAAGCAGCGGUUGAUAACGAUGACGACCCAUGGGCGGCAAUUGCAGCACCACCACCAACCACCAGAGCAAAGCCUUUAGCCGCCGCUUCUGGAAGAGGCCGGUCAUCUAAACCUGCUUUACCAAAACUGGGUGCUCAAAGGAUAAACAGAACAUCUUCGUCUGGAGUAUAGGGAAAACAGAAAGGUAUAUCAUAUAUGUAUAUUAGACUAUUAGUCUUAUAAUUUACUAAUUCUUUGGUUUUGGUUUUGAUUAUGUUUUAGAAUAAUUAGAUGAGUGCAG